Messenger RNA from Marchantia polymorpha subsp. ruderalis, 1506 nucleotides. NCBI's taxonomy places the organism in Eukaryota, Viridiplantae, Streptophyta, Marchantiopsida, Marchantiales, Marchantiaceae. The record is from the annotation of a GenBank genome assembly.
UCAGAAUGAGGGUUUUGCUCCCGACGGACGUUCCGAAAGCAUUAGCCACAUCGUUGGCACCUGGUUUAGCACAGAAAAGCCCACAACGGGAUCAACAACUGCUAACUGUCCAACAAGCUUGCCUGGUGCAGCUCGGGACCUCCUGGAGUCAGGGAGCUGCAUGCCGUCAGUUUGAAAUCGGACUGUUCCCCAUGCCGCAGUUUCCGUCCUGACUGAAUUCGUAGAAAAUGCUCACCGGUCUGUCGAGGCAUGGUGUUGGUGAUCGCGUCGUUGGGAAUUUUAAAAUUUUGGCUCGGCUGGGUUUCAUCGGUGCUCCUCUCAGCGUUUUUACUCUGUCUGUCGUCUAUGUUACCCUCCUUUGCAGCGAGGGCAAUUCUUUCCAGGGAAUGCCCACACCCUUCUCUCCACAAACCGAUGAGAACUCGCGAGGAGAUCUCAGCCAGCUCGAAUCAAGUGUCUCCCAUCGAUGCCGAGCCCGCUCAAUUGACAAGAUGGCAGAUGUUCAGCAAGGCAGCGACUCAUGGCAUGGACGUGGAUAUCCACAAAAUCGUCAGGACUGAAGACAAGAUUCACGAAUCCGCGAGCUCUUCGAGUCUCGUGUGGAGUAUGUUGUUAGCUACUUGCAGGUCUUCUUGGCCAUUUGUGUCAUCUUCGCUCACAGUGCCGCUAAGUUCGGAUACAUGGCAGGUCCGCUGGCCACCAUCUAGGACGUGUACAAGAAGGGUCAGCUCUCGAAGAAUGUCCAGCCUCGGUAUGAUGAGCCAUCGGUCUGGCCACUUACGGAUACAAUGUCACCACACCCAUGGGAGUGAAGCUCGCGAAGCUGACACCCACCAGCGAAUUUGCAACCGAGCUUGCCACAGCCUUCGUGAUCAUGAUCGCUUCUCAGUAUGGUUUGCCCACUUCGUCCAGCCAGUGCAUCACCGGAGCCAUAAUCGGAGUGGGUCUGGUCGAGGGAUCGAAGGAGUCCACUGGACCCAAUUCUUGAAGCAGUUCGCCUCAUGGGUGGCCACAUUGUUCGUCAGCGGUGCAGUGGAUCCAUCCUCGAUGCGCUUUACAACUCACUGUCUCUGGUUUCAAAUAACAGCGUCUUCACACACACACAAAAUACUGUUUUCCCGGAGCUGACAUCUGUAUCGAUCCAGCGACAGUUGCUUGCAUCUCACCGAAGCUUCUUCCAUCAUUUGCUUUGCAGACAUAGUCGGUCUGGGCAUAGUUUCCUCAGAGAGGAGGUGGAACAAAUUAUAUAGGUAGUGAGUGGAACAAAUUCCAGAUCUAAACUUAUUGAUUAAACACGUUGAUUUGAGAUGUAUGAGGUGCUAGGACACCAUACCAUUAAGAGGACAAAGACACUCGGACAAAAUGUGCACGCUGAGUUUCCAAGCCAUGGUCAGUUCUGUUGGACGUUUCAACUUAUAGAUCGGCCGUUGCUCUCAUGAGCUUAAAGUCAAUAUCAAACUUAUUUGUGACGUGUUGAGUAUGCUGUUUACAUCAGCUAGCUUAAGU